AUGACCGAGGAAAAAGCCCACGCACUCAUUGAGGCUUUCUUCCCUCCGUUGCCCAACAUUCCAGAUAAGCUGCAAGGGGAAGGCCAGCAACCAGGUGCUCUCCCGAUGGUGCCCGCCCUGUGGCUGGUCACCAAUAUCAACGUCCGCAAUGGCUUAGUGGGGAUACGCCUAGUUGUCUGCGUCAAACAAGUCGACAUUUUCUCGUCCAAAGGGACUGUCGGCAACGACGACGCGCUCAACGCUCACUACGCCCAAUUGGGAGCGGUGUUGGAGGCUGCCUCGUACAUCGGGACGAUGCUCCCUCGUUUCCAGAUGUCACUCUGGAAAAUACACACCACGAUCGUUGUGAGCAACCCUGCUGUCUUGCUGUCGCUCGCGAAUCCGCAUCUUCAGGGUGGGCAGGCUCUUAUAACCCAGAUUACCGCGGGGACCAGCGAAUUGCCGGACAUGGACUCUAAAAUCAACCUACGGCCGCUAGUGGAAGAGGUUGAAGAGAUUGCGACUCAAGCGCAUAUCCUUGCACGGGAUGCAACGAUGGAGAAUAAGGAAAUUGAUCCCCCACCGUGGGCGAAGGUCUAG
Penicillium soppii is the source of this 579-nucleotide messenger RNA. RefSeq lists its product as uncharacterized. Bases 1 to 579 code for a protein of 192 amino acids. The transcript is spliced from 2 exons. The record is from RefSeq and is a predicted model, not a curated record. Lineage: Eukaryota; Fungi; Ascomycota; Eurotiomycetes; Eurotiales; Aspergillaceae.